AUUGGGAGCCCAACGCGCCUGGUGGGCACCAUAGGGGAAGGGUGGCCCUCGGCACGGCAGCAGACGGCGCAAUCCCCGCCUCCUCCCUCAGGGCUGCCCGAGGUUGAACUUCUGCGCCCCGCCAUGCGCCUCUUCGCGCUCGCUCUUAAGCGAAACGGUGCGGGGGAGGCCUGAGGGCUCCAUAACGAAAGCCCAAAGAAGGUUACGUCGUGUGAGCUUUACAGGGAAGGCGGAGAGAAGGCGAGGCAGAGCUCCUGUGUGGCAGCGCCGUCAGCCAAGCAACGGGAACGACCGAGAGGUUCCCGCUUUUCCCCACAGAGCGCAGCUCAGCGCGCAGGUGGCGAGGCCGCCCGACCGCUUCCUCGCCCCUCUCUCUUUCUCUCUCUCUCUCUAUUUUUCCCCGACGCCGCGCGCUAAGUCCCCGCAACCGGGGUUUUAUAACCCUGCCGGCUUCUCUCCCAGGAAGAGACCAAUAACCGGAGGGGACUCCGCCUUGGCUACCCGCCCCUCCGAGUGGGGCGGGGAAGCGGGAGGGGUGGGUGCGCGUGUGUGGAGAGGGGCGGCAGCGGAACGGGGAGCUGGCGCGCGUGUGACAUUUGGGGAGAAACCUUCGCCGGCGGAAGACUUCCCUGCACUUUCCUCGCCCCCCGCACCGUCUACCUCAAGAGCAUCAUCCGACGAGGCUUCCUGUUUGCCCUCGGAGCCCAGCUCAGAACCGCUCGGCGCGGGAGAAGGAAGGUUUCCUGCUCGGCGAAGAGAGUUGCUGCUGCUGCGUGGCUGGGGAAAGCGGACUCUGGACGCAGGGGAGAGGUUGUCUCGCUCGCUCGCUCGCCUCGCUCGGGGGAAAAAGAUGCACACGACGCAGAAGGACACCACAUACACCAAGAUCUUCGUCGGGGGUCUGCCCUACCACACCACCGACUCCAGCCUCCGGAAGUAUUUCGAGGUCUUCGGCGAGAUCGAAGAAGCCGUGGUCAUCACCGACCGGCAGACGGGCAAAUCCCGGGGAUACGGAUUUGUGACAAUGGCUGAUCGAGCUGCUGCUGAAAGGGCCUGCAAAGAUCCUAAUCCAAUCAUUGAUGGCAGAAAAGCUAAUGUGAAUCUUGCAUAUCUGGGAGCAAAACCAAGAAUUAUGCAGCCAGGUUUUGCCUUUGGGGUUCAACAGCUCCAUCCAGCCUUAAUCCAGAGACCUUUUGGGAUCCCUGCUCAUUACGUAUAUCCGCAGGCUUUUGUGCAACCUGGAGUGGUUAUUCCACAUGUCCAGCCUACAGCUGCUGCUUCCACUACACCCUACCUUGACUACACGGGAGCUGCAUAUGCUCAGUAUUCUGCGGCGGCGGCCGCUGCAGCAGCUGCAGCCUAUGACCAGUAUCCCUACGCAGCUUCACCAGCUGCUGCAGGAUAUGUCACUGCUGGGGGAUAUGGCUAUGCAGUCCAGCAACCUAUCACUGCAGCAGCCCCAGGAACAGCUGCAGCUGCAGCAGCUGCUUUCAGCCAAUACCAGCCACAGCAACUGCAAACAGAUCGUAUGCAAUAGCAGAUGGACAUGGCAAGAAAGCAUCCUUUGUUAUUAUUCCUAUCAAUUUACCUUCAAGCCUUCCAGUAGAAAUAAUUAACUUUUAAGUUAUCCAGCUUUAAAAACAACAACAACGCUACAAUGCAAUAGAAUAGUAUAAGAACAAAUACCACUGUCUUUUAAAGCAUUAUGCCUCCCAUAGAAUGAAUAAUAUUGUGGGAUAAGGUAUUGUAAGAGUUUCUAAGCAUCAUCUUAUCAUGAAAGCAUAGCUAAAGUAACCAAAAAAAAAAGAGAGAGAAAAAAGAAAAGCUGAUUUAAAAAAAAAAAAGGUGCAUUUUACAGUAUCCAGGGUAAAAAGUUCAGGUGAGCAAUACGUAACUUUCAAGUGGAAUAUUACUUAAAUAUUGAAAGUGCCGGCGGGUCAUUACAACUUUUCAGUAUGGCCUAUUUUGUGUGAAUGAGUAGAAAAAUAUUUUUUUGACGAAUCUCAUAUUGGGCAUGGAACAAACUAAGGAAGAUGGCCCUUGGGAGGUGGGGGAAGGGUAGAUAGCAUCAAAGUUAUUUUCUCAUCUGUCCUCCCUAUGAAUGGGACUAUGGAGCAAGUGGUGUGGAAUUAAAGGGUGUAACAGCUGUACAGACAAUCAAUGACACAGCCCGUUCUGGAAAGAACACAUCACUUGUUCUCAUUUGAUGAGGUUGUCACAUUCUAAUCCCUCUCCCCAUCCUGUUUCACUUUUAGGGAAAUUUUGACUGCUAGAGUCAGCUAUUCUGAUUCUAAAACAGGAUCAGCUCUCUCCUACAACAGCUUUCUCCUUUUAUUUACUGUAUCUAUUCAUGGCUUGUGAAUAAAGGCAGGAAGAAAUUUGCUGAAUUUAAAUAUUUAAGAACUGUACUAGGGAAUGCUUUUUGAAAUGAAUUGUAUACAAGUUAAUUCCUAUUUAAAUAUUUAUUUGCAAAACAUAGGCCUCUUCCAUGCGGCUACUUGUUGAGACUGCAAUUCUUCAAAGGUUAAUUCUAUGUGAGCUAUAUUGUGCCUUAAUUGUAAUGCUAUUUAAAGAUAUAUUUAUUUUGAAAGUUGUACGAUGCUGCAUUCUAAAGAAACCCACUUUAGAUGUGAAACUGUAAAAUAUUGUAUUCAUCUCAUAGUUUAAGUUAUUUAGCAGGUUUAGGAGUAGAAUAUAAAAUAAUCUAAGCAAUUAAAGAUGCUGACAUAGGUUUAUUGUCUUCAAUAAACAUACCUUUGUAAGGGUACUUUAAAACUUUUGGAAAGGUUUUGAUCUUUAAAAUGCUAGUUUCAUGAUUUUCCCGCUGUUUCACUGACUGAAUACCUGUUUACGGGAAGAAAACUUUACUGGUUUUCAGUAAAGCUUACUUACUCUGAAAGAUGUUAAAAUACUACACAUACCAAUUGAGGAGUAAGACUCAAUUUAAAAACUACUGUGGUUUAUAAUAGGAGUUAUAGUUAUAUCAUUGGUCACACACAUAAUAAUGUCUGCAUAGGGAAACCAUGUGAAUUGGCUGAAAAAUAUGGGGGUGGGGGAAGCGUGGUAUUUGUCCAAACAGUGAGUCUCCUGUAAAGACACUUUUGGUUGUCCAUGCGAUGACUGAGUUGCAGAUAAAUAGCUCCAGUACCAUAACAGUAAUGCAGAGUUGAAUCUUAAGUCCCACUGAUCUUGAUGGGACUUUUUCCUCAACCAGGUAUAUUAAUGAUAAAGCCUGAAGCCCCAAUCUUAAGCACAGUAUGUGCAAACACCGUAAAGGAAUACCCAUCAUGUCUUUAGAGUGGGUUAUUGGUAUUUUCUGCUAUGAAAAGGGGUCAUUUUUCAGUUUCAUCUCUAUAUAGUUCAACUAUUAUUCCUUAGCUAGGAAAUGCUGCUUUCAUUUGUCCUGUGAAACUGCAAUAAUUUGUAAUUUUUAUUCUUGACCUAAAAAGAAAUUUAAUAUUUUAGACUGUAUUGGAAUCUUUUUAUACUUGAACAAUUUCAUAAAAGGGAAGACAGGAUAGCAUUUUUAUGGAUUUCUCCAAUGUCACUGGAUUUAUUUUGAAUACUAGCCAGUGUUAUAUAAGAUAUAUAACAUGACUACUGUGCAUGUUAUUUAUUAUGUAUAUUGCUUUAUAAUGUUUCAGAUCUUCUAAUCUAUACACUUGUAUUAAAAUAAUAAAAAUGUCAUUGAAUCCAAACUUUUUACAGUUGUACACAAAAUAAGUUUCUUAAUGCAUCAAGACAUCUUAAAAAUGCAUUUCAGAGUUCCACUAUUGAAUAAACAGCUGGUUCGUGGUUUUAAAAAGGUUGAUAGAGACAAAUGAAAUGUUACUUGCUUUGCUUUUAUUUAUGCAGUGCUGUCAAAUUAAAUUUUAAACAAGUGCUAUUACAUGCAAUGCAUAGUUAAGUUGUGGAACGUCAGCAUGCCAUUCCUCUAAAAAUUGGAAUCAGGCCUAUAAAUCCAUAAAAAAACCACUGAUCUCAUUCAGAAAGAAAAUAGAUUUGUUUUGUCUUUGCAUUUUCAAAAGCACCACCACUGAAAUAAUAUGCACACUAUUCUGAGUGUCUUAUUGGGGCAAACAGAAAUUAAAUAUUUUCUAAAUCAGGAGUCCCCAACCACUGGUCCAUGCUGGGCUGCAGCCCAUUCGGAACCGGGCUGCAGAAGUGGUGGGCAAGCGUGUGUGAUGCUGCAUUUCAGAAAGCGGCACACACAUGUGAAACCAUCCCCUAUCCCCUCUCUCCCGCCACCACCGGUUGGAGAUUGGAGACCACUGUUCUAAAUAAAUGGCCACAAAUCUCUGUGUAUCCAUACGAUCCC
Ahaetulla prasina is the source of this 4318-nucleotide messenger RNA. It is a transcript of the gene RBM24, whose product is annotated as RNA binding motif protein 24. Lineage: Eukaryota; Metazoa; Chordata; Lepidosauria; Squamata; Colubridae. Gene Ontology annotation, cellular component: cytosol. The coding region runs from base 851 to 1537 and encodes 228 amino acids. The record is from RefSeq and is a predicted model, not a curated record. The transcript has 5 exons. Gene Ontology annotation, molecular function: mRNA 3'-UTR binding.